Messenger RNA from Owenia fusiformis, 2863 nucleotides. The record is from the annotation of a GenBank genome assembly. NCBI's taxonomy places the organism in Eukaryota, Metazoa, Annelida, Polychaeta, Sabellida, Oweniidae.
UGAGCCUAACAAUGACUUACUUAUAGAUUUUCUUUCUGCCAAUGUUGAGCUUACAAACACACAUGUCUGCUAGAUUUAACAACACUAUUUAUUGGAGAAAGAUUCACUGUAGGAUUUAACCUGGAAAAUCAUCAGAAUCAUUUUGGUGAUAUUACUCAACCUGUAUGAAAAGAUAAAAUGGGGUCUGGCUCUUCAAAGAAAAGCAGCUCACAGAAAGUGCAGAAGCAACAAGAGCCAACACAACAUGUCAAAACUGCUCCAAUAAGGCACAAUGAAACCGCCAAUGAAGCUGAGAAAGACAAUGCUGGUGAUCCUCCAUCAAGAGCACCUAGUUCAAAAUCUACAAAUGUAAGAACAGCUCCAAUACAGCACAAUGAAACUGCCAAUGAAGCUGAGAAAGUCAAUGCUGGUAAUCCUCCAUCAAAAGCACCUAGUUCCAAAUCUACAAAUGUAAGAAGUAUAGUUUUGAGCUACCACAGCAGUUAUUCAACUUUAGCUGCUAUCAUCAAUGACAAGCUUACAACAAGAGGAAUCAAAGUGUUUAAAAUGACUGAAGCUGAGCCAAGCAGUCUACGUAUGCGAGAGCAAGCUGUACAAUGUUCCCUGGGUAUUGUCGUCCUAGCAUCUGUGAAAUACCAACGUGCACAACCUCUGCAUGAACUGAUCAACUUUGCUCAGGGGAAGUGGAAAGAUGUAUUUGCCAUCUUAGUGCAACCAAACUAUAAGCCAACAGGGCCCCUUGCAGCUAUAAUGUCAGUUGGUAAACUUACUAUACCAUUUAAGAGCACUGCCAAGUUUGAUGACACAGACAGUGAUCUGCUUGUAGAGGCUAUCAAUGCAUCAGAAUCAAGUGGAAAGGACAUAACAGUAGACAUCGCUGAAUCAGCACCUACUGGCUUCAAACAGGGAGCAGCACAGGGAGUAGUAAUUGCUUAUAUGCCAGAUUCUAGUGACUGUGUUAGUCUCAUAACUGGAUCAGAUCUUCAUAAGUUCUCUCCAAAUGUCCUCCAACCAAAUAAUUCCAAUAUAGAAAAGGUUUGCAACUGUCAAGUCUUCAUUGCAGUCAUGUCACCAGAAUAUGAAAAUUCAGCAAUUCGUCAGGAAGAAUAUGAAUGCGCCAGGGCUUUGAAGAAGGAAAUUGUGCCAAUCAACUACAAGAAAGGGUACCGUCCUGGUGGUUGGCUAGAGUUGGGCAUUGCUGGGAAACUUUACCACAGGCUUUAUGAUUCUGCAACUGCUUAUAAGAAACAGUAUGACAGCACACCUAUGAAUGAUUUUGUCUCUGCUGUUGCUGCAUUGUUGAACCCACAGGCAACAGAGGAGCAGCGAGAGGCAGCCCAGCAUAAAGCUAUUGAUGCGGAAAUAGCACCAAUUAAGGCCAAGCUUGAACAGAAUGGACAAUGGCCACCAAAGGACUAUAAAAUUGAGAGGAAUGAAGAACCACCUGUUGAGAAUCUUAGAAAGUAUAUGGAUGGAGAUAAAAGUGAGCUAGGUAUGGCAUACAUACAUCAUGAAAUAACACGUAUGACUUUUAACCCACCAGAACCACUUUUUGAUCCAAGGGGUGUACCUAUAAAGCAGAGAUUUGAUGUUAUGCUGUCUUAUCAAUGGGACAUCCAGACCUUUGUGCGUGAUCUCUAUAUGGACUUUAGCAUGAGAGGAAUGAAGACAUGGCUUGAUAUCUGGGGAGGUAUGCUCGGUAAUAUAUAUGAUUCUAUGUCCAACGCUGUUGAAUCUUCAACAUGUAUUAUGUCAUUCUUGACUAGUAAGUACCUUAAGUCUGCUAAUUGCAACAUUGAGAUAAAGUAUGCAAUUGCCUGUAGGAAGCCAAUUGUUUUCUGUAUCGUUGAGCCAGGUCUUACUCUUCCUCCAUGGCUAGAAGAGGUGGUAUCAAGAUCACCAGUGUAUGAACUCUCAUCAACAUCACAAUUUGGUAUAAAAGAUGAUGGGAUCCCUCGAAUCAACCGUGUGACAGAGACGAUUAGACGUCUCAUCAAGGCCUACCUCAAGUACCAACAGGAUGAGGGGACAACAGAAGAGGUCCAAAUGAAAAAAGAUCUCCUCCAACGAGCAAAGAUGGCUCUUAGUGAGAUGAAUACAGGAACAGCAAGCUCUGGGGGAAAGACAUGUACUAGAUGUGGAAUGAAGUUCACUGACUCAGAACCACAGGGUUGUAAGAAACACAGUGCUUACUAUAUGGGAGGCACAAUCAUGGCAGGGAGAUGGGUCUGCUGUCAACAGAGAGAAAAGGAUGGCCUUGGGUGUCAAAACUGUGAUCAUACAAGUGUUAAGAGAUCAUUCAAUGAGAUGUCACAUGGUGGUUGCUAUCAAUGGACUCCAGCAUAAAUAUUAAGACAUUUAUACUCAUUUGGAUUGGUUUCAAAGGCAAUGAGUUGGAAGGAAUCAUAGAUAAAUUUUCUUGAAUGAUGCAAACAAUUUGAUUUUCUCUUUGGAAUCUCAAGAAAUUUAUCAUAAUUUUGUGUUUAUAUAAAUGUAAAGACCCUUAACUAAAAACUAAACAAAACGAAAACAAUGUAUGGUUUUCGUAUAUAUUCAUAGUCCAAAUUAAGGGAUCAAGAGUUGACACCAAAUAAUAAGGAAACAAAAAAAACUAUGUAGUUGUGAAGUUCAUCUUAUAGCAAUGUCAGUAGGCAUAAAACCUCAUAUCAUCCAUACCAAGGUUUUCUGCAAGCUGAGUUUGCUUAGUGUGUUGAUACACUACUGAAGCAAUUUAUAGGCCCUGUGCAAGUAUACUGUUUAAUCAUUUGAAUAUUACGUUUCAUGACUUGAUAAAAAUUAUUUGGGACAUGUUUUGAAGAAUGUGACUUUUUAAAGUUUUCAAAUAUUCACUGAUUUCCUUUUC